This is a messenger RNA of Motacilla alba alba, 4638 nucleotides long. RefSeq names its product smoothelin like 2 (gene SMTNL2). The record is from RefSeq and is a predicted model, not a curated record. Gene Ontology annotation, biological process: positive regulation of vasoconstriction; actin cytoskeleton organization. Gene Ontology annotation, cellular component: M band; I band; filamentous actin. Lineage: Eukaryota; Metazoa; Chordata; Aves; Passeriformes; Motacillidae. Bases 364 to 1800 code for a protein of 478 amino acids. The transcript has 9 exons. Gene Ontology annotation, molecular function: tropomyosin binding; protein phosphatase 1 binding.
UGGCCCCGCCCCUUCCCCCUGCUUGUUCCACCAUUGCCUCCCGAAAUUCCAUCUCCCCCUUUGAAGGAGUGUACGCUGAGCGGGGCAGACCGGGCAGCCGCACGACCCGCACCACCCGCGCCGCUUCUGUGCGGCGGCUGCCCCGGGCGCGGCGUGCGCCCCGCCGAGCCCCUGCAUCCCAGCAGAAGGAGCGGCGCCGGGAGCCGGGCUUAGUGAACGGGCUAGGGGCCGCCGGGAGGCACGGGGAGGUCUCAAAGAGGAGGAGAGGCGGCGGCGAGGGGGGCGAGACGGUCCCGCGUCUGCUGAUAGCAGCUCCCGACCCUCCUGCGUCCCUGCCCGCGCAGCCUGCGGUGCGCGGACACCAUGGCCGGCGAGAUCGAGGAUCUGAACAGUCGGGAGGCGCAGACUGUCUGCGACGGCCUGGAACGCUACGAGGACACGCUGCGGGGCGCCGUCCGGGAGAUCCAUGUGGACAUCCAGCUGUUCAAGCAGGGAGUAGGCCGGCAGGUGGAGGAGGUGCUGCGCCUCGCCAGCCCCCUGGCACACGCCGUCUCUGAGCUGCAGCAGGAGAACCGGCGCCUGCGGGUACAGCUGGAGCGCCUGUCUCGGCAGGUGGAGGCCCUGGGCAGGUCGGCGGGGCUGCCGCAGGAGUGGGUGAACGAGGCGGCAGAGAGCUCUCAAGUCGUGGGGCCCGGCUCGCCGGCGCAGGGUUCGGCCGACGGCGCAUUCUCCGGUCAUACCAAGCUAACGGUUGCUGGCCGGAGCCAAAGUGUAGACCUGGAUGACCACCAGAAGCCUGAGUUUAGAAGAGUUUUUAGUUCUUCCAUCAUUGAAAAUGGGCAUCGAUCUUCAUCAUCAGGUCAGGCAAAAGUCGCCCGUGAACUGACCUGUUUUCAGAUGUCAGGAUCUUCGUCCCCCGAAGCCCAUGCCCCUGCAGUCACCUUACAGAUGCCCCACCUUCCCGUUACUGCAGUAACCAGGACAUCUGAGAGGUUUUCAGGAGAGAACAUCUGUCCAACAGGAACAACUAAUACAUCCUCUUGCCUGCUGGGACAGGGCAAGAGCGCAAAUACAACGGGAGUAAAAUCUUCCAACCAGCCAGUGAAGGACUGGAAUUCAAUUACAAUGAGAACAGUGGACUCAUCUGCCACUGGAGAGAAUGCUACUUCUGUCACCAAGCCUGUCUCAACUGUGAACUACGGGCUGCGUAGUGGAGCCCAAACUGGUGAAAGUGCCACUGACAGUUACUGUGAGGUGACCCCCAGUACUCACUCACCUCCUCCUACUGUGCAUCGCCAAGUUGAAAGGAGGCGAGAAUUGGUGCGGUCUCAGACGCUCCCGCGGACUAUGGGAACGCAGGCCAGGAAAGCGCUUUUUGAGAAACUCGAAUGCGAUGAUGGAAAAGGAAAAGGAGAAUCCAGAGCUAAGCUGAAGAGGUCGCUCAGUUUUGGGGUUGCCAGCGCUAGCAGCAUUAAACAAAUUCUGUUAGACUGGUGUCGCUCAAAAACCGUAGGAUACAAGCACAUUGAUCUCCAGAACUUCUCGUCGAGCUGGAAUGAUGGGAUGGCAUUCUGUGCUCUUGUGCAUUCUUUCUUUCCUGAAGCUUUUGAUUAUAAUAAGCUUGACCCAGCUAACCGCAAGCAGAACUUUGAGCUGGCCUUCACAACGGCUGAGAAAAUGGCUCACUGUGACCGUCUGAUAGAAGUGGAAGACAUGAUGGUGAUGGGUCACAAGCCAGAUCCCAUGUGCGUCUUCACCUAUGUCCAGUCUCUGUACAGUCAUCUACGAUGUUUUGAAUAAAACCAUUGACACCUCUCCAGCCAGAAGGGUUAACUACAGCAUGCUAAUGGGAAGACGGGUCAUUUUGCAAAUGGAACACAGUAUUAUUUCUUGCUCUGUACGGUCCCUUUGCUUACAUGCAGCUGUGUCGCUGGCUGACUGAAGUAUUGCUGAGCAGUGCCCUGAAGUGUUGAUCACAUCACCAUGUCAGUAAUAUGGAAAUAGGUUUGAAAAAGACAAAAAGACAUUGGCAAAGGCAAAUAUUGUCAUUUUGGUGCUAGUAGUAGAUUGGAUUUGUAGGAUUUUUAUUCUUUAAAGAUCACAGGAAGCAAAUGUACUUCUCCUGUCUGUAAGGCUAGGGGUAAUUUUAUGCAGUGAUUCUGCUAUGAAGGUGUUCCAUCUUAAAAUGCAGGUAACUACAGAAGAUAGCACCUUCAGUUUCACUUCUCUGUUGAACAUAGUAUAAAAGAAAUAGCAGAUGGACAAGGAAAAUUCUGUUAAGCAAAUAAUGACCUAGAGUAUUCAACCACUAGAGCAAUAAUGCCUCUCCUCCAACCCUACCCCUCCACUCUAGCAUACACACACAAAGAUCAAACAGGCAUUGUUUUGUUCUCUUAAAGCAUAAAGAGAGGAUAACCUCUUGUCUGAUGAGUGUAGUGACAGAUUACUACGUUACAUAAUGGCAUUUGUCUGUAAUGGUCAAAUCUGAAAUGGUAUUUGAUGAGAGGGUUGCUAAUGCCUCUACUGGCAGUCCUGAAUUAAUUUCUUGGUAAGACUAGCAACAGCUGGGACUGUUCUUUGUCUGAGAUUGUGUUUAGGAUUGCAGAAAAGGUAGGAGCUAGCAAGGUACAAAAUCCUUUGAACAGUUGUAAUAGAAACAAGCCUGUAAUGUCCUUUUACCUAGACUCAGGGGGAGAGCAGCUCUUCAGUGUGGACAAGAGUGAACUCUUUACAACUCGUUCAGUACAGAUGCUGAUUCUGAGGCAAAUGAACAAUACGCAAAAAAUAUAUAUGAAAGAUGUGGGAGUUUUGAAAUAGUUUCAAAAGCUUUGCGCUAGUUUCAGUUUUCAGUUACAUUAGUAUUAAAACCACAGUACAGUUAGAUUAUUCCAGAUUUACUGGACUAAAAAAAGCCUUCUAAAAUGAUUUCUUCCCUAAGAACAGGCUCAUAGAAGGAAAAAAAUUGAAAGCCACAAAUCAUCUGCUCAUGCUAGUUCUAGAGGAUGUUUUUUCACCUGCCCUUGUUCCUUUUGUAGCUAUUUAGAAAGAUUAAUUUGGUUCUGUAUUGAUGACCAUUUAUAAUAAAAUAUGUCAAGCAUUCUUCAGAUUUAUUGCAUUUUUUAGAAUGAUGUGACAGAUAACAAAGUAAAAUCGGAGAAAACCACACAGAGCUUUUACUUAAAAGAUUUUUGUUCCAGUCAUGAUUCUGUGUGCUCUGAAUUUCAGUUAAAAAGUACAUAAGUUCAACUGCAUUUGAAAUAUGAUAUUACUUCAGUCUCCCUUUCUAGUCUAGUUUACUUAAAAACCAUGAAUGAAGCAACUGUUUUGUUAGCAUAUAAGUGCCAUUGCCUUCAGUUUUUUACUUUCUCUUAAAUGAUUAUAAUCCUGAGGAGUAAGUGUGAGCCUAUAGCCCUACCACUGUGAGGAUAAACACGUUGUACUUAUGUUUUGUAGGAGUUUUGGAUAAGCAUGAGGAGAAAUCUGUCCAAAAGUGGCACACACAAUACACCUGUUUACAUUCUUAGAGUAGAAUACUUUUUAUUGAGUAGCAGAGCCAAGGUCCACCAUAACUACCACAAGAGGGGCAAUACUGGCUUAAUGCAUCGCAUUCCUUCACAGCCCGAGGUCAUAGAUGAUUUUACUGUGUGAUGUGAGUGCUGAAGACGCAGGUAAGCGCUUGGCCAAUUUAGGCCUAAUAGCAUAUAAUUAUAUAAAGGAACUUUUAGACUGUAAAAUUAUUGCUAAUUCAACAGGGUGAAUCUACAUACUUUCUGUAAUUUAGCCUGGUUUUGCAACUAUCCACAAGGUAUUUGUACUGGUUUUCUAAAGUCUUCCCACUUCAGAGAGGUGAUCGUAAAAAUAUCUGGGACUUAACCAGCCACCUGUUUGCAGGAAAGUUGAAGACUGUAAGCUGAGUUGAUCUAUUGACGGUUUGUGCGUAAGGGUUAGGGAGAUAGUGCUAUGACGUACUUUUAGAAAAACUUACAGCUUUGUGCAUUAAGAGGUCUGCUCUAUAUGGAUAACCUCAACUAUUUGAUUGUAUGAUUAAAUUGAAAUUAAAGUAUAUAAUGUAUGCCCCAAAUUGAUUUUUCAGUAUUUUUAUUUUUUUAAAAAAUGCAGAGCAUGUGUGUAUAUAUGACAGUGUGUUUAGCAUGAAUGAUAAAAGAACAAUCUAUUAAGUUGGCAUAGUAUAUAUUUUACACAAAUGGACUGUUUCUUUUCUAAUGUUUCUGUAUUAUAUCUAAAAGUAUAUCUAUGGUUGUUUAUUGACAACUUGAUCCUACUUUUAAAGCCUAAAUCAAUUUGUUCUGUGCAAUAUUUCCAAGAUAAUGUCAGCAGAGACAUCAUCUACUUUUUAAGACUAUGCUUCCCAUAGCAGCAAAGUCUUUCUCUUUUCAUGUGUAAUAACUGGAUGAAUGUCUUUCAUCACUUCUCCCUUUGUGUGAUAUUUCCACUAAAGUGUUUAAUCUAAAGCUACGCUCAAACCCAUGCAAACUCUUGUACAUGUAUUUUAAAUAUAUGUAAUUACGUAUAAAACUAUCCCAAAGGUUCAACCUUGUAUCAUUAAUUUAAACCUGGCCUGGCUUACAGAGGUGGUUUUAAAGUGUCCAAAAUAAAAGAUGGGAUUACUUUGUGUAA